Molecule: messenger RNA, 1462 nt
Organism: Ilex paraguariensis (yerba mate)
Lineage: Eukaryota; Viridiplantae; Streptophyta; Magnoliopsida; Aquifoliales; Aquifoliaceae
Source: the annotation of a GenBank genome assembly
CUCUAGGUAACUGUUCACAGGGGUGGCUUCUUAACCCCCCCCGCGGGGGGUCCCCUAUUCCCUCUCUCUUAGAAAAGAACAUUUCCUUACCAUUCACCAUAUAUAACAACGCUCACUAUCCUACAUCUCUUCCUCCAUCACUCUUCUUUGCUUUCUUAGUUGCUUCUCUUCUUUUCACUCCUCAUCUUCUCACUUUCUCUAAGCAUUUUUGUGUGGGUUUUUUUUUUUUGGGAAUUGGGAUUGACAUGGAAGGCCCAGAAGAAUACACAGGGUCAAACGAUCACUCCCAGAUCGUUAAGGGUAAGCGUACUAAGCGUCAAAGGCCUUCGUCCCCGUUUGGCGUGGCGGUGACAUCUAGCUCCUCCAGUGGUGGUGGUGGUGGUGGUGGUGGUGGUGGUAGUGGCGGAGAUGGAAGAGGAGGUGAUAUUUAUUCAUUGAUUUCAUCUCCUACAACUUCUGGUGAAAUAUCCACAAGCACCGUGGAAGAUGAAGACAUGGCCAAUUGCCUAAUUCUUUUGGCUCAAGGUGGGUGGCCAAGACAUAUUGAAGAAGAUGAAGUUAAGAUUGAAAAGUUUAACAGUCGGAGAUUCACAGAAAUGGUCACCACAACCACCGGUAAGGCUGGGUUUUAUGUCUACGAGUGCAAGACUUGUAACCGGACUUUCCCUUCGUUCCAAGCUCUUGGUGGCCACCGAGCAAGCCACAAGAAGCCUAAGGCCAUGGUGGAAGAGAAAAAAGCCACAGUCUUGCCAUUAGAUGGUGGCGGUAGCGGUGGUGGUGGUUGUGGUGGAACAGGAAGGCAAUUCAAUAAGAUUAGUCCACCACUUUCUGAAAUAGCCAACAAAAGUUUGAAUGGUAAUAAGCAGCCUAAGAUACAUGAGUGUUCAAUUUGUGGGUCAGAAUUUUCAUCAGGGCAAGCCUUGGGCGGCCACAUGAGGCGGCAUAGAACCGCCACAAUUAGUCAAAUCACAAUAAAUGUCAAUGGACUUGAUACAACUACGACCACCGAGUCAUCCAUUGAAGGUGAUAAACCAAGAAGUAUUCUACCACUCGAUCUCAACCUUCCGGCACCCCCGGAAGACGAUCUCCAAGAUCCAAAGUUUCAAUUCACAUCCACCCAACGACAUCUCGUCUUCUCCUCCCCAACCUUGGUCGAUUGCCAUUACUAGGAAUAAAGGGUUGAUAGUUGAUACCCGGACCAAUGUGAAUUAUUACCAUUAUUAUGAUUUUAAAGAGAUUUGUUAUUAUCAAUUCUUUGUUUUAUUGAAGGUUUUCUCAUGUUGAUCAUCUACAAUUUGUUGAAGUUGAGUUCUUCUUUGAGUAAGUAAGUGGUUAGUGUUCAUGGUUGCCUUUCAUUCACGGAAAGUGAGUGAUGGGGGGCAUCUUUUCAUUUUGUCUUCUUUGACUAUUUGUUUUUGUUCUCUCUUGAGUGGGAGAGCUAUGUGUAACACUCAAAGUGAGC